Molecule: messenger RNA, 1071 nt
Organism: Rhodofomes roseus
Lineage: Eukaryota; Fungi; Basidiomycota; Agaricomycetes; Polyporales; Fomitopsidaceae
Exons: 6
Coding region: 65-691 (208 amino acids)
Source: RefSeq, a predicted model, not a curated record
CUUCCCCUUCCCACAAGCACUCCCCGCCUCCCCGCCUGCGUUCUCCGCGAUCCCACCAGCAAAGAUGAAGUUCGCUGCCCUCUUCACCGCCGCUGCCCUCGUUGCCAGUGCCUCUGGCAUCACCGUCAACACCCCGGGGAACGUCAUUGAGUGUGAGCCGACGGCCAUCACCUGGACGGGUGGAACUGCUCCCUUCUUCCUGAGCUUCAACCUCCAGACGAACCCCAACGGCGACGCGCAGCAGACCUACGCUAACCUGCAGAGUUCUCCUUUCACCUGGUCGACAAACAUCACCGAGGGCACAACCCUUGUUCUCACUCUCAAGGACAGCACAGGUGCAACCGGCCAGUCUGGCGGCUUCACCAUCGGGUCAGGUUCCACCAGCUGCCUGACCUCCUCCGGCUCCAGCUCCGCCGCCGGUGGCUCUUCUAGCUCUGCAGGUGCCUCAUCUUCCGCUACCGCCGCUAGUUCGUCUGCCUCAGCUGCUUCUUCGUCAGCCGGUUCGUCAGCCUCCUCCGGUGCCAGCUCCACUGCUGCCGCGAGCUCUGGUGCUUCCUCUGCGACUCACGCGUCCGGCACUUCCUCGGGUGCGGCCUCCGCGACCUCGGCGGCCUCUGGCGCUCUCUCAAACGCUGUCAACGUCGUCCUCGCUGGUGUCUUCGGCGCUGGUGCCGUCGCCUUCCUCGCGUAAGCGAAGGAGGUGCGGCAAAAGGGGCUCGCUCUGACCCGAACUCUGGUUUCCUCGCAAAUUUCUUUUGUCUUGUGUUGCGUCUGCCUAUCUUCGUGAUACCUCUCGCUGCCAGCUUUAUACAGUAUUCGCCCCUUUUACACACACUGUCUGUAAUACUCGCCGAGGACUGGAACUCUUGCCUUUGUAGUUGUCUGACCUUGCCCCUCAUACAUACAAUGGUCUGAUCCCUGCCGUCUUCUCUCCAUAUCCGCCCUUUUCCUGGCUCACUUGCGAUAGGCCUCUGAGCAUAGCUUUCGGGUUCGAGAGGUUUCGUUUGUACAGUACAAACCAGAACCGUUUUACGAUCCGAAUGACAUCGCUCAAUGACUUUCGCGUAUGAA